UAGCUAGGUAUCCUAUUUGUAUGGAAAACAAAACUUUGUCACAUGAUUCUGUGUUGUGGUGUGUAAGUUGAUGAUGACAUUUUUUUGUCGAAACUUAAUCUAGAGGAGGAAGUCACUGUCUGAAUUCCUUGAAAACUGUUCUUGAAAUUUAUUUGAUACAUGUACAUGUAUUAUGCAUGCAUAAGCAUUUGUUCCUUGGCUGUCACAAUGAAAAAUUGACUAGUCCCUGCUCAAAAAGGCACAGCUUGUAGUUACUGGUCUUCAUGUGAAAAGGUGUCUGUUGAGCUGACUUUGCUUUUGAAAGAGAUUGAGAUGCAAAAAACAAGGCCAUGGCUGUAAUUCUGAGGUCAUCACAACUCGCCAUGGGAAUGGAAGCACUGGCACUUCUUGUUUCAUUCUUAGAAAAAGAUGAUUUAAGAGGAGAUAACCCAGAGGUGAGUUUAGUAUUCUCCUGAUAGUAAGACUCUAUGUGCAGCAUCCAUACAGUGAGAUUAUGUUGUUAAUGCUUUAACCUGUAUUUAAGUGUACAUCAGAAUCUUCAAAGGAAGAACUCUUCAAGAAGGAAAGAAAGAAUGUGUAAUUUGGUAAGAUUGGCCUACAUGUACAUGGACAUUGAAAUGUGUACCUGAAAGAGAAAGGUGUGAUGUAAUUUGCCUGCUAACUGACUGUCCAAUAACAACACACAGUUCUAAUUGUUCAGCGGAAACCAAGGGUAAACUUUAAGCAAUUGUAUCUCCUGAAAGCGAGGGGAUGUUUGUACCACCCAAACAGCUUGAUGUAGACUGCCACUGGUUGUAAUGACAGGAUAUGAAAGCUUGUUCCUUUAGAAUAAUACAGUGGGCUUAGAAACCUGUUACCUGUAGCUAGAAGGAGAUUUGUCACUGACUGAUAAAAACUACCUACACUAGCUCAUGCCCAUUGGGUAGCAAGCCGCUCAAGUGAGGUAGGAGAUAAAAAGCUUUUCAGUUGAGGUAAUCAUGUUUUGUUGUUGGACUGGCCUUAUCCAGUCUCUUUCCAACAAGACAAAGAGGGGGUGGUUUAGUAAAUGUACCUGUUGCAUCUUGUCAUUUUGUUUUGAGGGCGUAGACUCACUCAUCUACCGGGGACUUUAGUUGCCUUUGAUGAAGUCUUGUUUUGAAAAAGAAUCCUUGAUGAAUGAUGAUCAUUGUAGGACUCCUGUCCCCAGUACUGCUGUCUUUGGAGGUAGAGCAAGUCAACCGUAAAAUUUGGAGUAUUUUGGCCUGACCAUAGAGCUUGGAUUCAGAAUUUGACACCAUAUAGCCUUGCAGCAUUUGCCAGUGUUUUUUGCUGUACUUUACUGAGGUUGGCAGGAUCAAUGCACUGGUUGUAUGUAACAAAAUCUCUUGGUGGAAUGUUGUACCAGGGUUGUACCAAUGAGUAGAGCCAUGUUGGAUGUUACACAGCACUCUUCUCAUCAGCCAGGCUUUGUUAUUUCCUGUGAGGAAUGUCUGCGUCACGUAAUAAUUGCAGUCAUGUUGCAUUGAACUGGAAUAGUCAUUCUUCAGUUUAUCCAUUGGAUCAAACUUUUGAAAUGUAAUGACUGAUCACUCAUUCACGGUUGAUCUUCUCUCUUCAUCUGUUCCGGACCGGGUGAAGAUGAACCAGUUACAGAAUCUCCUCCAUAGUGCCCUGAUUGCCACAGGACAUGUGGAGAACAGUGCCAUCAUCAGACGGAGAGACGUCUCACUACGAGCCAGCUCAGCUGGGUUCACGUUGAGCACUGAUCAAAUUCAGCGUUUCAUCGAUGCCUUCAAGGACCCAUCAGCUACCAGAGAGAAGGGCUUGUACUUCAAUGAUCGUAUCUAUCAGUGUGUUCGAGCAGACAAGAGCUCCAUCUAUGCCAAAUCGGACAAGAUUGGUAUUGUUCUUGUCAGGACAGCUACCCUCAUCAUUAUUGGUACAUACAAUGAUAACAUGUUCCCAAGUGUUUGUGUGGAGGCCGUGGAAAAACUAGCAUCUUACUUCAAAGAGAAAGACAAGUGAUUCCCAACACCAAGGACAGCAGAUGGAUUACCAACAUGACCAAUCCCUGUGUACUGCAAGGUGCUGAUGUCAAAAGGAAGCCAGGCGUGAAAAGUCUGGUGAUGCUCUCUCAUCAGUCAUCCCAAGAGGAGAGGUUCAUUAUAACUUGGGAGUGUUUAACAGUGAGGAGAACCUGAAGCAGAUGGAGGAUUCUAGAGAAGAUGCCACAGUCUUCUGAUCAGCAUUGAGCUUUAGCAUGAAUGGCUGGUAUAUCAGGCAUGAGGUACAUUGAUUGCAUGAGUGCAUCUUCUUAAAUGCCAUACCACAGCGUAUAGGUUCUGGCCAUCAUAAAUAAUAAUAAUAAAAUGGAUUUGGCAAACGCCCUCCGUUAAAUUAACCUCAGGGCGAUUUACAUUGAUUAUCCAACAAGACAGAGAUACAUGAACAUUUAAAAUGAGCGAUACAUCAAAUUAAACAUGAGUAGUUACAUGUAUUAGUAUACCGCAUAAGAGGUAUUCCACUCAGGGGAAAGUCUAUUUGAGGGAAGGAGGCCAGGCAUGGAGGAUCCCGCAGACACACGACACCCUGUUUAAAAGAUGCCACAAGGCCGGCUGUUUCCGAGCAGCUUAAGGGCCUGUGCCCUGUUAGUAUCCUCACAGGUCCGCUAACCACUGGGUGAUGAGGGGAUGGUGGUGCUGAGUGUCUGGUCAAUCACCCAUCAAUGUGUGUAGGAAAGUUAGAACAACACGUACUUGCACCUUAUGCUUUUAGCGGUGGGUUCAAUUACUUUCUGAGUUGAGUUGGGUUUUUAUCUCAUCCCCACCGUCUUACUUGUUAGACACAACACACAAGGCCAAAACUGGUGAUAAACCCUCCGUACUGAUUUCAACUUUCACUCUGUGGAGAAUAUUGGGAGAUGCUACUUGGCAUGAGUUAUUGGUUGAUCUGAGUCAAUGGGAUUGACCUUAAUAACAACUCACUUUGUCACUUUGUCUUUGUUUGUGUGUUAGUGAAGUCUCAAAACAGGCCAAUUGAAAGCAGCCAAGAAACCACUGUUUCUCUGUUAAAAUACCGUAUAUCAAGGCUGCUAAAUUCAACUUAGUCAAGUGCACUAACUUCAACAGACUUGUGCCUCACGCUAGACCAAGAUAGCAGAAGAUCAUUGAGUUAAUGUGAGCACUGAUUAGGAUUAUGUCAUUUGAUUCAGUGACUGGAGUAGGAGACUACUAGUUUGACCCCAACUGCAAAGGGUCAGUAUGCCAAUUGCUAUGGCAGUGCAUACACAGUGUGCAUGUAUAUGUGUGUGUGUACAUGUAUGUGUGUGUGCUCCCUGUACUUGUACUUCUGUUCUCAAUGGAGAUAUAUGAAUAGCAGGUGCACAUUACCAUGAUUAUGUAGAUGUUCUGUGGUUGCGAUAGGCAAACAAACAAAUAACAGCCCAGCAUGGCUCAAAGUUAGUUCUGUAGAUGACCAAAUAAGGCAGUCCUGGGUCGCCAUUGAUAAGAUAUGGACAUGCUUGUGUCAAAUUCCAAGUGACCUACUCCCAAAUUUUGCAAGGAAAUCUUCACACUAAAGUUUGCGUAUUGGAUUGAAAGUUUGUUUAGUGGAUUGGUUGAUUGUACCACUUGGCUGUUCUCACUGCCGAUGAACUUUGUACCACUGCUGUAAAAACUAGAACACUCUUGACACUUGACACGAAGGUAUUUUGUUUGGCCCUGAUCAUGCCAGUCAUAAGUAAAUACAGAAACGGUAGUGGUUGAAUGGUUUCAUAUACUCACCUGUCUAAGGGAGCAAACAAUGAGAUAUUGAAUGUGGUCUUGAGAUCCCUUGACACCAUUGUUGGUUUAACAGUUUCACAUUCACACAUUACAGGUACAUGUAUGUUCAAUUGGAGCUCCUCGGAAACUGACAGGUGUUAUAGGGAAGUGUGUACACUAUUUGAUGUUUGGAACUGGGAAAACUGUCCUGUACAGUCACAGUAUACAGAUGAUGUUAAUAAAUAGAACUCUUGCAUGCAAUAUAUUUAUUCAGCAGUAUCAUUUGAACACAGGGUGAUGGAUGUUGCAUUGGUCAAUGCUUAGUUAAUGCAGCAGCAGGAUGAUACGGGUGUAAACGCAGGUAAUAUCAAGAACAGUUACAAUUCAUAAGUUAAACAAUCUGUACAGAGUACACCACUCAAAUUAAUUCCAUUGUAUUUCAUGAUUUUCCUUUAUUGUUUAAGCAGGAAUUUCUAAUCAACUUAGAUCAUGCCAAUCAGUAUACAUGAUAACCAUUAGUUCACAAAUAUUGUAUCCUAGUAAACCUGCUAUUGAUCUGUUUUUAUUGUUUGUAUUUUUACUUGGUCAAUUGUUUGGUUGGCAAAAAUUUACAGUGCAUACCUUUAAAGAAGAAAGAAUGUACAUGUACUUACCUUCCCAGUCGCCCAAAUUUGGGGCCAUGAACUAACUACGUGUGGUAUUUAUGUCAAUGAUGCUGCAGUGAAAUUCUAUCACUUCUUGUCAUGUUAUCCCUCAGGUAACAUAACCUGUAAAUAUCUUGAAAUGCCAGCUUGCUGUUCAAUCUGAGCCAGUCUUGACGGUUAAGAAUUCUUUGCCUUGUAACUAAUGAUUUUAACAUAUUGUCAGGAUUUGGACUGGGGUGUUGAGUGAAGCAGCUACCAGUGAAUACAUUAAUUAAAGAUGGACUUGUGAGAACUUUAUCUUUA
Messenger RNA from Acanthaster planci (crown-of-thorns starfish), 4687 nucleotides. Its product is annotated as profilin-4-like. Gene Ontology annotation, molecular function: actin monomer binding. The record is from RefSeq and is a predicted model, not a curated record. Gene Ontology annotation, cellular component: cell cortex. Lineage: Eukaryota; Metazoa; Echinodermata; Asteroidea; Valvatida; Acanthasteridae.